Molecule: messenger RNA, 5724 nt
Organism: Tigriopus californicus
Lineage: Eukaryota; Metazoa; Arthropoda; Copepoda; Harpacticoida; Harpacticidae
Product: mucin-2-like
Exons: 9
Coding region: 221-5710 (1829 amino acids)
Biological process (GO): positive regulation of DNA-templated transcription
Cellular component (GO): SWI/SNF complex
Molecular function (GO): DNA binding
Source: RefSeq, a predicted model, not a curated record
CUCCCACUGAUGGAGACGUCGGUUUUACUGGAGGACGAGGCACAAACUCUGUGAGAGAUAGCUGGCCAGCUAGCUGGCUGGCUGGCCAGCAAGGAAGCAAGCGAAGCCACUGAAGCCACCGACGGACGUUCUAGGAAAACAAAAUGCAAUGACGGAGCCGGAAUAAAAAACAAAGCCGCCGGAGGUCAUCCAUCCCCAUUUGAAUUGAACGCCCCGAGACAUGGAUGAUGCCUUCAAUCUCGAGGACAUAAGUGAUGAACAGACCUUGGAAAGACUCGAAUCCCUCUUUGAGUCCGCGUCUUCCUUCCCCUCCUUGGACUCCCCUCAUUUUGGAGAGGAUGGGCACAUUGGGGUCACAUUCAGUGACGCCGGCCUUCCUGGAUCUGGUUCAGCCAACAAUGCAGGGUCAACCAAUAAUCUUCUGGGAUCAUUGGACCCCAACCCUGGAGACGGGUUAUUUGGCCAAACUAGUCAGAGCAAUGCAAACAAUAUUUUUGGCAAUACGAGCUCUACAGAGAGCAACAUUGCCAGCGUAUUUAGCGCCCAAUCCAGCUUUGUGGCCAACCAGACGCAAGUGGUAAACUCACUGGGGACCAACACUCUCGAAUCCAAGCAGUCUCAAGCCACACAUACUUCCAAAAGCACCAAUCAAACCUUAACAUCAACAUUAUCCAUCCCAACCCAGCCUCAGACUCAAUUAGUUUACGCCAGUAAGUCUGUUGCUCCCACCAUGAGUGGACACUUGCCUACUUCCACCCCCACGGUCAUAAGUUCAAUAAGUGGUCAACAACCUGGACUCAUCCUAAAUACUUUGACAAGCCAAAGCCCGGCCUCUGUGCAAUCCAUAUUCCAAGGUGGAGUGGUCCAAUCCGGGGGGCAUCCGAUGCUUCAGAUCCAAUUGCCCCAACUUCAGCAGCAGCAGCAACAACCACAGCAGCAAGGCAAGUUGACCAGCAUAGCCUCGCUCAUUCAAGGGGCUUCACAGACUGUCAAGACAGUACAGGCCCCUAGCCCUAGCAAUGGACAACCUCAGUUGUUGCCCAAGAUGACCAGCUCCCAAGCCAAGCUCCAGCCAGGGAAUAAAGGGACCAUGAUGACAAUGUCUACAGCUAUGACAGCCACGACCGUAACUGGAACCACGCCUUUGAUCCUCAACAAUGGACACAUGUUAACUAGCAUGACGCAGGGACAGACUUCCGGCCCGCUUUUGUUGAACUCCCUCGGACAGGUUGUGGGUUCAGCUGGUCAAGCAGGGAGCCCAAUUCUCUUUCAACAGCAAACCGGGAGCCCUUUCAUCAUGCUGAGGCAAUCAGCCCCCACCCUGCAAACCACUCCUACCAUCAUUCAGACAGCAGGCGGGCAGACAGGCACAAUUUUGUUGCAGCAACCAGGCUCUGCUGGCAUGAUCAAUGCCCAACCCCAAGUAAAGCUAAUCACGCCUCAGGGCCGAAUGCAGAUGCAACAAAUACAAACUCCAAGUGGUCCCAAGCUGAUUGCAGUGCCGGUCGGUCAGGCUACACUGAUGCCCCAACUGCACACUGGUCUAACCACUGGUCAGCACUUCACGGCUCUUUCAUCCGCUCAAAUUCUUGCCUCGGGUGGAACACCCACAAUUGUCAGCACCCUUCCCGGUGGCACUACGGUGAGCUCCUCCUACCUUACCACGCCGACCACCAUCGUCUCUUUGGGUAGCACCAAAGUGAGCCAACCCCAGUUUGUCAGCACCUUGUCAUCAUCAUCCAUCGUGAGUGGUUCCACAACGAUGUCUCAAGCGGUUUCCAAUGUCAAUACCAGCCAGCCACAAAAGAAGAAAAAAUCCAAAAAAAAGAAGAAGGAAUCGCAGAACUCGUCCUCAUCCAGUGGGGAUAAGAAGCAAGGCUUGGACCUCGGGGAGUUGAUGAAAGAUGUCGGUCUGGAUUUGGACAAUUUCGGCAUGGAGGAAGGAGCCCAUCCAACCCCGAUCUCCUUUGACACGUCUUCCAUAACCCUCCCCACAAUUGCUCAAACGGCUGGCACCCUUCAAGCAUCUACACUGUCUAUGAUGACCUCAGAUACCACUACAGGCUUGCCAGUCUCUGGAUCUCAACUCUUAGCUCAAAUUCAACAACCCUUGCCCAUGCAGACUGCCAAUACAAACCAGCUUCAACUUGUUCAAGGCCCGAACGGGCAAUUUGUUCUUCAAAGCACAGCCCAACCAACCACAGCGUACAUCACUCAACAGUCCCUGGGAGAUUCUUCAAGCUUGCAUGCAACGGCCAUAAUCGCUGGUACAAGUCAGACCGUAACUUUACCUAACCAGACAUUGGCACAAGCGUUGACUGCCUCGCCCAUGACUUCGGCGGUGGCCCCCACUCCACGAACGCCUUCACGGAGAGUAAAUACUGAUCCCAACCGAGUACCUCUUUACGAAGAUGACCGCUUACCUCCUGGUUGGCACCGAAAAGUCUCCCAGAGAAAGUCUGGCUCAUCUGCGGGUCGUUACGAGGUGUUCAUCAUUGGGCCCACAGGGAAACGAUUUCGAUCCAAAAAUGAAUUGAAAACUUUUUUCGAGAAAACGGGGGAAAGAAGCUUGAAUCCUGAGGAUUUCGACUUUUCUACUUUUGGCACUGGGAGAACCACGUUUGUCACAACACCAUCUAUUCAGACCAAGGCAAAUCCCGUGUCUGCUCCAAGUGUGGUGGGAUCCACGCCGACUUCCACGGUGCUCGCUUCCAAACCAAGCACAGUGCCGCAGCCCAUUGUGUCAAGUAGACCAAGCGUGUCGUCGCAUCCCCAAAGUCAAGUUUCUUUGCCUCAGACUCAAGUCAUGACCCCCACUAUCCUUCAACCCCAACCCUCAAUAAGCAAUCCUCCCUUGAGCUCUGAGGGUCUGCCUAAUCUUUUACAGAGCAUAACUCAACCUCUUCCUCCGAAGUCGUUGCAAAUUCCCCCGCCCCAUACACAACCCGUUGUCGUUUCCAGCGCUCCAUCUGGUCCCGUGACGCCUUUGUAUCAAUCUCAAAUAAGCAUGGAAACUGCAGAUGCUGACGCACAAAUAUCUCAGCUCAUCGAGACUUUGCAAAAAGACCCACAGCAUUUGACCAUUGAGAGUGACAAGAUGGCCGACUUCCUCAAGAGCUUUCAACAGGAGGCAGAAACCCCAACGAGUGGCCCGCCCAACAUUGCCUCCUUACUGGAUCAAGGAAAUCCCUCCACUUCCACGCCGCCAUCAAGCAGCAUGUCCCCACCAAUUCUAAAGCCUAGCGCCAAAUUGAUGCCUUCUUCCAGUGCAAGUACGGACGACAAAGGUCAAUGCUCUUCGGAUGACGGGUCGAAGCCCGAGAGGACCACUGGGACCACAGGAUUUCAAGCCUCAUUCCUCAAUAGCUUGGCUAAUCGACGGGUCAGCUCAGAUGAAGACAGUUCUAGCUCCAGUCCUGCUACGCCACAACAAAAGCAACAGCAACUUCCGCCUCCUUCACUUACUCCAGUAUCGACUCAAUUCAACUCCCUAGCUGCCCCGGUGACGUCCGUGACCUCCAUUACGUCCCCUCUUGAGCCUCCAAAAGUCUUAUCGCAAAUGUCUCGAGGGGAAAUGGUGCCGGCCACCCUUCCUCCCACUUCUGUUCCCAUCACUGUCAAUCCCAGUAUUACUAUGGGUGGAGCCUCCACCCAAAUGAGAGCGGUCCAGUCCUUGCCUCCCAAUACACGACUGGUCCGAGGACCCAACGGUCAGUACACUCUCCAAAAGGUGCAGACCAUUGAGUUGUCCCCAGAGAUGCAACAGUCUUUGAAACUGGUACAAAACAAGAUCCAAGAGAUUGAUCAAAAGCCCACCAAAUCACCUUUGGACGAGGCCGAAUUGGCCCAACUGCAGACCAAACAGCAACAAAUCCUAGCCACGGGUCGACCCAUCAUUGCCGGGGUGCAACCCCCCACUCCUGGGGGCCAAGGCAACCUGGUGCCAUCUCGAUUGUCCAAUCCUGUCAGCGUUCAUCAGCAGUUAUCAUUGUCCACUGUUACUCGAGUAGUUCCCUCUGGCCAACAAUCAAGUUUUGUUGCCAAUAUCUUGCCUGGUCAGCAGGUUCAACCGCCUGUGGUUCCAACUCCAAAGAUUCCAGUUCCUUCAGUAUCUUUGCCGUCUACAAUUGGACUUCCAGCUUCAAAUAUGGGCGGGAGUGCUGGCAAACCUCAAGUGCCUCACUUGACCGACCAACAGAAGAGGAUUGUGGCGGAGUUCAAGCAGAAAAUGGGUCUCUUGCCGCAAGAGCAGCAGGCAUCUUUCAUUGCUCAGCACAAGUCAGACCUCAUUAAACAGCUCAACUUCGACCCUAGUCAGAUCCAAUUGCUCAAAGGGACGAGCACACUCCAACAGAGGGUGCCUAUUCCAUCUGGAGUGGUGCCGAAUCCAAGUUUGCCCGCAGCCAAAGUCAUCUUACCGGGCUCCAAUUCUCUACCAGUGGUUCAGGGAGGAGGGGUUAGCACGCCGAUUGUGUUACAGCAAGUGGUCCCCACCGAGAAAGAGGCGGUCCCUGUGGUGGGAUUGAAACGCCCAAGUUCUGGCUUGGAUGGUGGUGGGCCUCCGGUGAAACAUAAGAAGACAGCGUGGGUGGAGAGUCAGGUACGGAAGGAUCAGAACGAGGCUCUUAAUGCCAAUUACAACGUGAACUUCAAAAGCACCGAGGAUGCGUGCAAACGCCUCUUACGUUAUCAUGUUUUUGGGGAAUUGGACCCAAAUCCAAUGGAAGAGGAGCAGGCUCAAGUGGCGUUCGAGAACAAGGCCGAGGAUCUGAUCUCCAAAUAUCAGACUAUGAUGGACAAAUAUCACUAUCUUCUGAUUCAAGAAAGCAUGAGAGAAGCAUCUUCAUCAGAGGAUGUGAUGUUAUCCCGUCUUUGGGACUCUGAUGAACGCCUUGCCUUAGCCAAAGAGAAGGAGGAAGUCAAGAGCGGAAAGCUCUUACCUUUGCCUCCUCUUCCCGAAUCCUGGUCCAGCCGUUACGAAGAGCUCUACGGUCAAAAACCACCAGCAGAAGGACUCCAUCCGGGAAAAAUCCUCGAACUCGAAGAAUCUCUGAAACCAAAAAGGGACGAAGAACCUUUGGCCAGUGAACCCGUCGUUGCCCCCUCUGCAGAACCUAUCAAGGUCAACCACACCCCUACCAUCUCCAAUGGCACUGAGACAGUAAUCGACAAUGACGACGAUGAAGAAGAAAAGGACGAAGACGGGAAAUUUGUCGGUCUCAAGAUCUCCCGUUCUCAAAGUGGGAGCUGGAGCAAACAGAAGCAUCCCAGUGGCGGAAGUUCCGGUAGCCGACGCCACCUCAGUGGUGAAGAUCCCUUAGAAGCCUCCAUGCGAAAGCUACAUCAAACCCAAAACCCUCUCCCAGUCACAACUGCUAGUGAAGACGACGGCUCAAGUAGCGACGAAGAGUUCAGUUUGAAAGACAUCGACGCAUCCCAAGCCGUGGGUUCGAUUCUGGCCGAGGACCACCACGAGGAAUUCGACUUGGGCUUUGGUCGGUAUGAUACUCCGACCAUGAGCGGGGAAGGCGACGCAGACUCGGUCCAGAAUGCCAUCAACAGCAUUCUGGAUCUGCCUCAGGGUGAACGCAUGGAGACGCCCGACUUGAGCAACAUCACGGGCCUACUGGAUUCCAUGGAGGAGGAAGGCGAGCACGCCGGUCAGGAUGCGGUGACCGAGGCGGCUGUGAACUCGAUCCCUCGCUUUUGAGUCCUACUAACCCU